GCAAUCAGGUAUACGUUUGACCUUCGACCUCCGGAGAGCUGAAAGGUCAGCUUGCCUGUCCGCCAUUUUGAUUUGACGUCGCGACAUAUCACGGACAAAAUUCCGUUGUUUCUAGUUUGGCCAUUUUCAAGACGAUUCCACACAUUACCAACUAGAAUAGAAGGAAUGGACGAGAGAAGCGGUGAGGUCGCUAUGGACGAUCUGUCAACUGUUCACCCUGGGGACGAGACAAGCAGCAUCGAGAAGUUAGACACGGGAAGGCAGCUGAACAGGGAAGAGGACAUUCCAUGUGAGGAAACGUGCGGGGUAAAGUCUGACAACCCUGCACAAGUUAAAACAAAGCAAACGGACAGGCUUGUGGUGAAACGUACUGUCGAUAAACGCUUUGUGUGUACGGAGUGUGACUAUAGGACUGCCUCAAAGGCUAACCUAGUAAAGCACACAAGAACACAUACAGGCGAGAAACCUUAUAAAUGUGAACAGUGCGACUAUUCUGCUGCACAGAAAGGUACUUUAGACCUUCACCUUACUAAGCACACCGGAGAAAAGCCAUUUAUGUGUGGACAGUGUGGAUACAGGACAGCUAACAGGUCUUACUUAUCCGUUCAUAUGAGAUCACAUACAGGUGUGAAACCCUAUAAAUGCGACCUGUGUGAUUAUUCUGCUGCACAGAAAGGCCAUUUAGACGACCACAGGGCUAGACACACCGGAGAGAAACCCUAAAUGUGUGGAGAGUGCGGAUACAGAACUGAUCGCAAGUCUAACCUAUCCCGGCAUAUGAGAAAACAUACAGGCGAGAAGCCCUACAAGUGUGACCAGUGCGACUAUUCUUCUAUAGACAAAUGGCGUAUAAAGAAGCACCUGGACAAACACACUUCUUAGGGACACAGGUUGCAAGUUAAUGAUAGUAGAAUUAUUGCUUUUUUUCCAUUGCUUUUAUUCCAUCAGCAGUAAUCAAGUGUACAAAAUGCCGUACAUGUAUGACAAUAUCAUAGUGUCAUCAUUAAUACACUUUUUUUGUUAUGACCUAUGUAUUGACUGGAAUUACCGAAUCACAUAGUGCAUUGAAUAACUGUAUGAUAUUGUGUCUUUGGAGUAACAAAGGGUUAUCUUUAUAUCUAGACCAUGACAGAAAUAUUGCAUACUUUGCUAGAGUUGUGUACAGAUUUGAAUCAUCACCAAGUAAUAUAGAUUUCAUGCAUAUAUCCAUAUCUACAACAGAGGUUCGUUCCUUAAUUCUUUCCCAGUACCCUUGCAGCCGGUUACACUCAAUGAACAUGUGGAUGUAGUUUUCCUCCGUGUUACAUAUUUCGCAUGUGGAGCUGUAAAUAUUCCCAGUAGUGUCUAUUAUUUUCCAUCUAUGAAGUAAAAGUUUACGUUGUAGUAUCUUGCGGAGAUUUUGAAAUUAAGUUCUCU
Messenger RNA from Branchiostoma floridae (Florida lancelet), 1416 nucleotides. RefSeq names its product putative zinc finger protein 702. The record is from RefSeq and is a predicted model, not a curated record. NCBI's taxonomy places the organism in Eukaryota, Metazoa, Chordata, Leptocardii, Amphioxiformes, Branchiostomatidae. Gene Ontology annotation, cellular component: nucleus. Bases 166 to 723 code for a protein of 185 amino acids. Gene Ontology annotation, molecular function: DNA-binding transcription factor activity, RNA polymerase II-specific; RNA polymerase II transcription regulatory region sequence-specific DNA binding. The transcript is spliced from 2 exons. Gene Ontology annotation, biological process: regulation of transcription by RNA polymerase II.